AUGACUGGAGAUUUAUUUACGGCAAGAUUUGCCGAUUGUCAUUUUGAUGAAUCAGUAUACCCAAUAUUAGGGGGAGAAAAUAAGCAAUUGCAAAAGGAGAUAGAUUGGAAUGCAUUAUCACUAUCUCAUUUAGAUCCUCGAACAAAUCAAUGUGAACACGAGGUUCAAAAGAUAAUAUAUUUGCAAAAUAUUGCAAACCAACUACCAGAUGCAUUCACUAACCUACCAAGGGUGACUAAGUCACAUAUUCCAGCUGCUAAUGCUCCUAUUCGAAUUGAUGUCCCGGUUGGACAAUCUAUAAAUUUAAAUGAGUCUAAUCUACGCUUGAAACGUGGUAGACCAAUUGGUUCCAAAGAUAAAAAUCCUCGAAAGCGAAAAGGAGCAAAUGAUCUAGGAGAUCAUAAUGUGGAGGAAAUUGCUCAAAAAGAGCCCCGUGACAUAACAAAUGAUAAGACCACAGAGGAGAUCCAGGUACCUGAAAUUAACAAGAAUGAAGAGAUCUCAAUAAGUUAUGUCUUUACGGGAAAAAGAUGGAACCGAACUAAUAUUAUUGUCGACAACACUUUUGCUUAUAACGUUGCCGUUGCAUAA
Nicotiana attenuata is the source of this 591-nucleotide messenger RNA. RefSeq lists its product as uncharacterized. NCBI's taxonomy places the organism in Eukaryota, Viridiplantae, Streptophyta, Magnoliopsida, Solanales, Solanaceae. The transcript has a single exon. The coding region runs from base 1 to 591 and encodes 196 amino acids. The record is from RefSeq and is a predicted model, not a curated record.